Molecule: messenger RNA, 1508 nt
Organism: Pseudophryne corroboree (corroboree frog)
Lineage: Eukaryota; Metazoa; Chordata; Amphibia; Anura; Myobatrachidae
Gene: PRKRIP1
Product: PRKR interacting protein 1
Exons: 7
Coding region: 128-646 (172 amino acids)
Biological process (GO): negative regulation of protein kinase activity
Cellular component (GO): nucleolus
Molecular function (GO): protein kinase inhibitor activity; double-stranded RNA binding; protein kinase binding
Source: RefSeq, a predicted model, not a curated record
ACUACAGACUACAAUGCAAGACUGCAAGUAGUUACAGAGGGGGAUCUAUCAUCAUUAUCCCCCGGCACACGCUGAUCCCUGCGGAGCAACCAGUCCACGUCGAUGUAAACAACUCUAAGAAGAUAGCAUGGCAGCAGAAGCUGGUGCUCCCAAGCCAACCAGGCCUAAAAAAGAGCCGCAGCCGCUGAUUAUACCCAAGAAUGCCACGGACGAGCAGAGGCUGAGGCUGGAGCGGCUGAUGAGGAAUCCGGAUAAACCUGCUCCAAUACCCGAGAGGCCAAAAGAAUGGACGCCGCGGAGCGCCCCAGAGUUUGUCCGAGAUGUUAUGGGAUCCAGUGCUGGGGCUGGCAGUGGCGAGUUUCAUGUAUAUCGACAUCUUCGUCGCAGGGAGUAUCAAAGACAAGAAUUUAUGGAUGCAAUGUCGGAGCAUCAAAAAUUAGAUGAAGACUUUGAAAGGAAACUAAAGGAAAACCAAAUCCAGGCAGAGGAGAGAACAGCAAAGCGCAGACAGAAACGGCAAAAAUUAAAAGAGAAGAAAAAGGCUAAAAAAGCAAAUAAAGAAGAAAAAGAUGCAAGCACAGAUGGGAAGCAGUCACAGAAGGCUGGGGAGUCCCGCUCAGAAGAAGAGGGAGACUCAGAUGAAUAGUCCAUUAUGCUCAUCAGUGGAAAAUAGAAAACUAUUUUGGACUUUACCUCAAAUGGGAAAAUAUGUAUAUUUUUUAUUAAGAAUUGUGUUAUGUACUGCAGUUGAUUCUUACCACCUGUAAGGAUUGUAUGCCAAAAGACUACAAGUAUGGAAUGGACAAUGUUCGGGUUUGUUACUGAACUUAUGUUACGUAUGAAAGCGUGACUUGAUGAGUUAUAAAUGUAGAGCAGUUUUCAGUGACUAUACGCUUGCAUCCUACUCCGCACAGAGAUACAGGAGGUAACAUUAUUGCACACUUAGAAAAGGAAUCAGUUACUAAACAGAGCAACAGUUCACAGUGACUGUCAGUGUUCCCAUGGCAAUGUACAGUGCUGACACACAUCUUCUCAUGGCUCUGUGUAAUUUGGUUAAAAUGAUAAUGGAUGUGAAUUUUUGUGAAAAAAUGGUGCGCAGGUAGCUGUACAAUAAGGAGCUGUAACAUAAGAGCGCCUGUGGCUGGAGUGGAGAACCAGGACUUGCCUUAUUUCCCAUGUUCCUGGAGCUGGUGGAAGGACCUUAUGGGGUAAUUAAAAAGAUAGGAAAAAGGUCCGGCUAAAUAUAGCCUUAUUAGCUGAAGUAAAAAGCUCCAAUGUUGAAGCGCAUAGGUUUUAAAUCAAAUCUUGUUUUGAUCUUGAAGUUUAUUCCAUUCAUAUGUCAUUAAAUACAGUGAGGGACGUUUGUGUAUGUAUAAAACAAGGAACAGUCACAUUACCCAUGAUCCUCUACUGUAUUUGUUUUGAUUUUCUACACUGUACUAGAAUAAAAACACCACUAUUGGUUACAGCAGACAUGGCCAAACAGUCUGUCACAAUUUACUAGUUGA